This is a messenger RNA of Staurois parvus, 745 nucleotides long. The record is from the annotation of a GenBank genome assembly. Lineage: Eukaryota; Metazoa; Chordata; Amphibia; Anura; Ranidae.
UGUAAAGAAUGUCCCUUACAUUGGUGAUCAGUGGGAAGAAUGCCCCUUACAUUGGUGAUCAGUGUGAAGAAUGCCCCUUACAUUGGUGAUCAGUGGGAAGAAAGCUCCUUACAUUGGUGAUCAGUGGGAAGAAGCUCCUUACAUUGGUGGCCAGUGGGAAAAAUGCUCUUUACAUUGGUGGCCAGUGGGAAGAAGCUCCUUACAUUGGUGGCCAGUGGGAAGAAGCUCCUUACAUUGGUGGCCAGUGGAAAGAAUGCUCUUUACAUUGAAGGUCAGUGGGAAGAAGGUCCUUACAUUGGUGGCCAGUGGGAAGAAUGCUCCUUACAUUGGUGGCCAGUGGGAAGAACGCUCCUUACAUUGGUGAUCAGUGGGAAGAAUGCUCCUUACAUUGGUGGCCAGUGGGGAGAAUGUUCCUUACAUUGGUGGUCAGUGGGAAGAAUGCUCCUUACAAUAGUGGUCAGUGGGAAGAAUGCUCCUUACAUUGGUGAUCAGUGAGAAGAAUGCCCCUUACAUUAGUGGUAAGUGGGAAGAAUGCUCCUUACAUUGGUCGUCAAUGAGAAGAGUACUUCUUACAUUGGGGGUCAGUGGGGAGAGUGCCUCUUAUAUUGGGGGUCAAUGGGAAGAAUGUCCCUUACAUUGGUGAUCAGUGGGAAGAAUUCUCCUUACAUUGGUGGUCAGUAGGAAGAAGCUCCUUACAUUGGGGGUCAGUGGGGAGAGUGUCUGUUACAUUGGGGGUCAAUGGGAA